Molecule: messenger RNA, 663 nt
Organism: Sphenostylis stenocarpa
Lineage: Eukaryota; Viridiplantae; Streptophyta; Magnoliopsida; Fabales; Fabaceae
Source: the annotation of a GenBank genome assembly
AUGGCUAAUAUGAAGCACUUGGAGGUGCUUCAACUAGGCCGUUGGCUGCAUGGUUCACAAAAGCAUCAUAUUGAGGUGAGGAAUGAAGGGUUCCUGAAAGAGUUGAAAAGCCAAAAGAAUUUGAAGUAUCUUAGUUUACGUGGGAUGUCAGGAAUAUCCAACCUGCUAAAUAUUCUUCAACUUGAGAGACUAGAAACACUAGAUCUCAAGGCCUGCCACAAUCUGGAAACACUACCUAAUGAUAUUUCAUCAUUGAGAAACCUCAGACAUUUGAAUUUGUCUGACUGUUACUUGUUGGACAAAAUGCCGAGGGGGAUCGAGAAGCUAACUGAGCUUCAAGAACUAAAAGGAUUUGUAAUAGGUAGUCAUACCAAGACUGCAUGCACAAUAUCAGAUCUCAGAAAUUUGGAGAAACUAAAACAACUUAGCAUACAUAUUGCAAGUAAGGCAGUGGUGAAAGAAAGAGAGUUUGAAGGUUUGAAAGAAAUGUCAGCUCUUGAGUAUCUAAAAAUAUCAUGGGGUACCACUGAAACAAGUUACUGUGAUAUUGAGAUAAUUUUACCUCCAAAUCUAAAAAAGUUGCAUGUUAAACGCAUUCCUGAAAAUAGUAUUCCAGAAUGGUUGAAGCCUGGGAAAUUACCUUUGGUAUUGAAUGAGUUGUGA